CUCUUUUCCAGAUACCAAACUUUCCACACCACGCUUCUGAUUUUCUGCAUUUUUACCUCCGCUCCAGAGAGUUCCCGGUCGUGAAACACCUCCGCACUUUUCACAAUCCAACGGUGGUUCUCGCUUAGUUAGUGCUCCAAGAAUCAAAUCACCACAAUCCGAUUAUUGAAGGAAGAUUCGUUCAAACUAUGUUAAUCACCAUUUGUCUGCUGGUGCGAGAUUAACGGAAGUCAAAGUGGGGCAGACGUGAAAAACGCACCGCGUGUGCCAAAAAACCAAUCAAGUGGUAAUGGAAAAUUAAUCCAACUGCAAUAAAGAACGAUUAUCAUGUGUUGAGUUGAUUGAAAUUAGAUAAUGGUGUGCGAAGAAAAUGACUUUGCUGUGCGGUUGCGAGUGUUUGCGGGUUUAAUUGCUACAACAAAUUGAUUAAAGCCAUGAAAGCUAUUGCAUAAUGUAUUCGUAAAUUUUUGCAUUGAGAGAGAAUAAGUGAGUUUGCAAGUUUUGUCAGUUGGUAAAUAAAAUAAUAAAAUAAUCUGAAAAAAUGGCAUCUUCAACAACGUUGAGUGCAGAUGUUGCAUCCAAACAGCAACAAUCUCCCAGGAAUACCGGCGGCCAAAGCAUCGUAAAUCCAACGGCUGUCAAACUUGGGAGCAUUGAUGUCCCCAAAGCCCUGCAGGAUGGCGAAAAGUUUCUCAAAUGGGAUGAGGAAACCUGUAACGGCAUUCCGGUCACGGUUCGAGUUGAUCCCAAAGGAUUCUACCUGUACUGGGUAGAUCAGAACCACGAGAUGGACCUGCUCGAUAUUGCCACAAUCCGGGACGUUCGAACGGGCCGAUACGCCAGGAAGCCUCGGGAUAUGAAACUGCGUCAGUUGGUGACCAUGGGCUCCCAGGAUACGCUGGAGGAGAAAACCGUCACCGUAUGCUACGGAGUCGAUUUUGUCAAUGUGAAUUUCAUCAACUUUUGCUGCACUCGGAAGGAAAUUGCAAAGCUCUGGUGCGAUGAACUGAUCCGGAUGGCCUACAACCUGACGCAGCUAAACGGACCGGCCAUCAUGUUUCUCCAGAAGGCGUACACCAAGCUGUGCCUGCAAGUCGACAAAAGUGGAAAGAUUCCGGUGAAAAACAUCAUCAAAACCUUUGCCACCAACAAGGACGAUCGGCGGCGCGUCGAGAAGGCCCUGGACGUGUCCGGACUGCCCUCCGGGAAGGUCGACUCCCUGGCGCUCUCCAAGUUCCAGUUCGAGGACUUUUUCAAUCUGUACAAAAACCUUACCCAAAGGUCGGAAGUGGAGAAGGUCUACGAUGAGCUCGUCGGAACUUCGAAGCGCCGAUUGAUGUCCACAACGCAGUUGGUCGAUUUCCUGAACAAAACCCAGCGUGAUCCAAGGCUUAAUGAAAUUCUUCAUCCGUACGCAAACACGGCCAGAGCACGGGACCUCAUCCAGGAGUAUGAACCCAACAAGUUCAACGCCCAAAAGGGACAGCUUAGUAUCGAUGGCUUUCUGAGGUAUCUGAUGUCCGAAGAUAACCCCAUCAUGGCAGUGAGCAAGCUGGACCUGUCCGAUGAUAUGGAACAACCGUUGUCACAUUACUUCAUAAACUCAUCCCACAACACCUACCUGACGGGUCAUCAACUGACGGGCAAGAGCUCGGUCGAAAUCUACCGGCAAAGUUUGCUGGCUGGAUGCAGAUGCGUCGAGUUGGAUUUCUGGAACGGGCGCACCGAGGAGCCGGUCAUCGUGCACGGCUACACCUUCGUGCCGGAAAUCAAUGCCAAAGAUGUACUAGAAGCAAUAGCUGAAACAGCAUUCAAAACAUCCGAAUUUCCUGUGAUACUUAGUUUCGAAAACCACUGUAACCCAAGGCAGCAGGCUAAAAUAGCAAACUACUGUCGUGAUAUUUUUGGAGAUAUGUUACUAGAUAGACCAUUAGAUUCUCAUCCGUUGGAGCCGGGAAUGCACCUGCCCUCUCCAGGAUCUCUGAAGCGGAAAAUUAUCAUUAAAAAUAAGAAAAAGCACCACCAUCACCAUCAUCACCACAAGAAGGGUGGCGGAGGAUCGGCCGCGGGUGGGGGAGGCACCGGAGCGACGGUGGGUCCCGGGGCAGCUGGCACUGGAGCAGGAGGAACGUCGGGCCCGGGCAGCAACAUUAGCAACACCGCAAACGCCAACAACAGUAAUGUCAGCAAUAACGUAAACGCAAACAGCACUUCCGCCACGGCAAUGGCCACGGCAGCGGCAUCGCUGUUCACGACCGGAACCGGUAAUAGUGUAGCGGCAGUAGCGGUCGCAGGUACGAAUCAUUCAUUCGAAGCUGGUGCAAGCUUACAACUGCAAUCACAAUCACAAAACCAAACCGUUGUACCAGAUGAAAACUCUGCCACAGGUAUCACACAAAUCACAAACAACAACAAUGUCAUCAACAAUGGCAACAGCCAAAACAACAGCAAUAACAACAAUGGCAGCUGCAACGUCGUAAUCACCACCACCACCAACAACAAUAUCAGCAACGCGAAUGCCGCCGACGACGAUUCAGCAACGCCAGUCAUCUCCACCACAACAGAAACCAUCAAUUCCAACAGCUCCACUGCCACCAAUUGUAGCAUCAGUGCAACAAAUGGCACAGCCAGUGCAACUCCAAACGUGACCGGAAAUGGCGACGUGAUGCACCAUGCACCUCCAUUACAGCAAAUUCGGCAGAGUUCAAAGGAAAGCACCGGUUCGUCCGAUACCGACAGUUCCAGUGAUGACGAAUCGAUGCCCGGGGCCCAGGUUGGCCCAAUCGGUUCCACCGAGGCGGACAAGGUGCAGCAAACCAAAGAGACUGAGGCGGGCGCGGAAAUCUCCGCCCUCGUCAACUACGUGCAGCCGGUUCACUUCAACAGCUUCGAAGCUUCGGAAAAGAAGGCUCGUUACUACGAGAUGUCCUCGUUCGACGAGAAACAGGCAACCACGUUGCUGAAGGAACGGCCCAUCGAGUUCGUCAACUACAACAAACAUCAGCUGUCACGCGUUUACCCGGCCGGGACACGAUUCGACAGCUCCAACUUUAUGCCACAGCUGUUCUGGAACGCCGGCUGUCAGCUGGUGGCGCUCAACUACCAGACCCUCGAUCUCGCAAUGCAGCUAAAUUUGGGUCUGUUCGAGUAUAACCAUCGGUGUGGUUACAUCCUGAAGCCGGAGUUUAUGCGCCGUACGGAUAGGCGGCUUGAUCCUUUUGCCGAAAGCACGGUCGAUGGAAUCAUAGCUGGAACUGUGAUCGUAACCGUGUUGUCUGGCCAGUUUCUAACGGAUAAAAAAGUUGGCACAUACGUUGAGGUGGACAUGUUUGGCCUCCCAGCUGACACCGUGAGGAAAAAAUUCCGAACAAAAAUUGUUCGGGAUAAUGGCAUCAAUCCGAUCUACGGCGAGGACCCGUUUGUGUUCAAGAAGGUAGUCCUUCCGGAACUGGCCAGUAUUAGAAUAUCAGCUUACGAAGAGGGUGGAAAACCGAUUGGACAUCGUGUUCUACCGGUCAUUGGACUUUGCCCUGGCUUUCGACAUCUUACGCUGAGAACGGAAGUUGGUCAACCAAUUCCUCUGGCAACGUUGUUUUUGUCCAUCGUUGUCAAAGAUUACGUACCGGAUGGUCUCUCUGAACUAGCCGAGGCUCUAGCGAAUCCAAUCAAAUAUCAGAGCGAGCUUGAGAAACGUUCGGAACAAUUAGCAGUUUUACAGGAAGAUAUGGAACCGGAUGAGGACGAAUCAUUUGUAAUCGUUUCUGUAGGUACAAGGAAGGACACUCUGAAGGCUAGUGAUAACGUAACGAGUAGUCCGAAGCAUCGAGUCAGUGCCAUGGCUGCCGCAUCUGCAUCGGUCGAUAGCGAUCAUGACGUGCGGGAAACUCCUCUGGAAGCAAUUUCGAAAGUGGUAGCCCUACCGGUAGCUCAAUCAUCAAUCGACCAAACUAGUCCUCUGCUCGUCAAACAGGCAACAAUUCCUCAGCAAUCUCAUCCACCACAGCAGGAAAAAUCGCACUCGACCGAGCAGACCGAAAUUAAGAAGAUUAUAGCUGACCCGCUGGAGAAGAUAUUUGAAGACAAACAGGUGCGGAAAAAGAGGGAAGCACUGGAGAAGGAACUGAAGACCCUCAAAAAGAACCACGACAAAGAGAAGAUCAAGGUAACGGCCCAUAAAAGUGGGGACCUGAGCGAUGGCAUUAAAAAGAGUAAAUUUGGAAUGGGUAACAAGCUGGUGAAACGGUUUAGCAGCAAAAAUAUGGCUGAUAUGAACCUGCGGAUACCGCCUUGUGCUGUCGAUGGCGAUUCGAGCGAUAACAGUGCCCAGGCAGAACGACUAAAGCAACUUUGCAGAGAUCAUGCGAGCAGCUAUCGAGAGGUGCUGGAAAAGUAUCACGAAAUCAUCUACAACCUGGCGGAAGAUUUGCUUCGACAAUCACAGGAGGCUCAGAUGAAGCAGAUGAAGGUGCAAUUGGAACGAGAAACAAGUGAGGUGAUGCGGCAGCUACAGCUAUCUAGGAAGAACGAGGUGAAGCAGCUAGCACAAGUACACAAAGAUAAGGAUGAGUUGGAAAGAAUGAAACGCGAGGUCGAUUCAACGCUGGUAGAGAAGGGAGUGGCCGAACGGGUGCGCUUAACUGCCACAUUCGAACGAAAACGGGACGAUCUCCAGCGGCAGCACGAUCAGGUGAAGCACGGUCUAGAAGAACACCGAGCUAAGGCGAAAGCAAUGCUCGAGAAGGAAGCCGAAUCGCACGCCUGCAUUUCGGACACAUUCCUGGCACAUCUCAACACCAGUACCAGCACCACCAGUUGUUCCUCGGUGGGCGGCAGUGGUUCCGUGCCUCAGACGUCCGUCUCCAGUGGGGAUCUGUGCGGCCAGAGUGCAUCCGGCCCGACGGGUAGCGCCAUCACCAAAUCGAAUUCCUCCUCGAAUGCUGGGCCACCGCACGAAAACAACGUUAACAAUACUCACGUGUAGGCGAAGUGAUGCAAUCAAACACACAUUCUAAGCUAGUCAUUUUCAUUCGAAUUGAUUUCAUAGAGGGCGAGACUUAAUACGAGCUUUCUACCUUUUCGGUGUACUGGGACGCUGGGAGGAGUUCGCCAAAAGUGUACAGGAUACUACUCCUAGACGAUUAGUUACACAAUCUAUAUUUACAAUUUUUAUCGAUGACUGAAAUCUGAACACUUUGUGGCAACUGUUGAGCCGCGCUAAAACUGUUGAUUAUAUUUGUAUUCUUAGUUUGCAUUCCGGAAACGACGCGCCUUCCGGGUGGUGGUUGUACAAACUCGAAAUUUCGAUUCGGUUUUCUGUGAGAAAACUUUGCUGGCCUAACUAGAAUUAUUUUUAUCUAUCAACUGUUGGACAUUCGAACGCUUUAAUCAUAUUAAACAUACGUACACAUAUAUGUUAGCAGAGUAGGAACGUUUGUUACUUCUCCCUUUCCUUAGACCCUCGAAUUUGCAUUUGUUUUGAAUAGUUUGUGGAACAACAAGGGCGUCGAUCGUCCGGAAAGAAUUUCAGUUGUUCUCGAGGAACACGCUAAGCUAUUUACCUACUAUAUACUUUGUGCUCUGAAAACAUAAAAAAUAAAACAUGGAACUCGUUGACGGGUAAACUCGAUGUUAUUUGGUAGUGUUUUGGAAAAAAAAAUGAAACCGUGGCACAAAUUGCUAUUUGUGUACCACACUAAAGAGUUAAGCAACAGCAUAAUUGGUAGUUGAAAGCAUUACGAGUGAAGAAUCUUAACCUAUCGUGUUGAUGGGAUUUGCAUCCGUUGAAAAUUCGUACGAAAUGAAUAUCACCAGGAUUUAAAAGUUCAGAAUUAAACUUGAGAAUAAGAUUGAAACUAUAGUAACUUUAAAAUAUAUGUAAUGUUUUUCAAAAUGCGAAACCGUUUUUCUGGACUGGAUCUAUCACUAGUUGAAACGUUGCCGGAGCGUUCUCAAGACCAAAAGGUAUUCUAAACAAUUCUUACUUGUCCCCAUUCCCCCCAUUGUCCCCAUUCAAAGCAGUUUUACGGGUGAAAUCAGAAUUUUAUCAACGACUGACAUUCGGCUUUUUUUAACAUCAUCCUCAAAAGUCUGUUUGAUAGGUUCAAGUCUAGCGGUUUAUGCGACAAAUAAAAAAGUUCACAGUGUGUUCUUGUUCACGGUUCCUCAACAAAUACAACCGCAUUUUUGCUGGACACUUAAUGUAAAGCAUGCUUGAGUUGUGAGAACCACUUAAUCGAAAGAUGCUCGAAUUCUUAUCCUUUCAUAGUCAUCAUGUGACUACUGCAAACCAUGUCCAAAACUUUCUGAACGUUUCCUCUAUAAUAGUGUCCAUCUAUCUUGGAACUUUGCUGGCGUGUUUUUGGGACCAAACGGCACUCGUGAAAGUUUUCAUUUUUUAUCUUCCUGUCUGAUAGAUACCCUUAAAAUAUUUAUUGAUUCUCUUGCUAGAUGCUGUACUGGAAAGCAUUGAGCCUUUUUUUAUGUAUUUCAGUAUCCCAAGAAUUGCAUGAAUAUGAGAGUAUUCUGUAGAAACUUUCUUGCUUUAACUUUGCCUAGUCAGCAUCUUACAAAAACUGACUAACUGUUUAUGUAUGAUCCAAAAAAGUGAAUUUUGAAGAGGUUUUGACCUCCUUUUUUAAAUUUUGUUAUUUCCAGUCAGCUUUUGUCGAAAUUUCAAACAAAACUAAAAUUUUAGAAUCAGAAUUCAAAUAUUCAUUAAACAAAUUCAACUGCAAAAGUCAGAUUCAUGUAACCAUGGGAUAAAUUUUCGAUCGAUGCAAAUCUCAUAACCGAACGGAAAAAACAUGUCUCAGAAUAGAAAGCAACGUAGAGUUAAAUGAUUACUUUUAGCAAAAACCAUAAAACAUCAAAAUAUUAACUAGUUAUAUUUAAUGUUGAAGUGUUUGUUCUAGUUAAAGAAAAAGCAGAAAACAUUGUAAACAAAUAAACAGAAACGCAAAAUAAGCAUGUAUUAACACAAAACAAAAAGAUAUUUCUCUUGUUAAGAAACAAAAAAAGUAAAACAAUCGUUAACUUACAAAAAAGGGAUAUUGAACAGAAAAAAUCUUAAUACCAAACCAAAACGCAACGCACUAUUUGAAUUGAAUGUUUGACUCUUUCGCGAACCCUUCGUGCGGCUCUCGGCCGGUUCAAAGACUCGAAAGGGAGGAUCCUUCCGGAUUCCCCCACUCAAGCUUGACCGGAUGCCCCAGGGAACGUCCUCUUACGGAGAAAACCUAUGAUGUAAACACAGAUAACACUUAAAAGCAAAUCGAUGGCCCGGCAAUGACCUGGCCGGCACCAUCGCUGAAUGUCUCUUGGAAUUUCCCACCUUUUGAAUGUGUGCGUGUGAACGUUCUCGUAACCUUUAGACUAGAUAACAGAAAACAACAACAAAAUGUGUGUGUUAGCGAGAGGAUUUUGUAGCUGAAUUCGGACGGGUUUUCUCUAACUCUGAAAAGUAUCAGACAGUCGGGAAGGUUGGAAUAGAAUUGAUGAUGGUAGCGAACGUAUAUUAAACGUGCUGGUAGAGAAAAUUUGAAAAAAUGAGAAAUCAUACGACGUUCUCGUACCGCAAGCAAUGGUGAUACUUAAAAACUAGCAAACAAAAUUACAAGGAUUGAAUCAAUAGAGGAAACUAACGUGGAAUCUCUGGUGUUUUAGAAUACUACAUUGAAUAUUCAUCAAUUUUCGACGGUAAAAUUAGCUUUAAAGUUAAACAUAUUUUCUAAGAAAUAAUUUAUGUUUUAUAUGAUUUUAGUUUGAAUAUAAAGAUUGACAAUCAAUAAAUGCUAAGUGAUUUUAAUUUUUGUUUUCUUAUUAUAUUUUCAUUAGUUUUAAAUUAUUUCCUUUGAUUCAUCUGGACAAAAACUUGAUAGUGAAGAUUGGAACUGGAAUUGACCCUUUUUGAAAAAAACUCAAGUACUGAAAGUUUCCAUAAGCAAUUGCUGAAGUCCGGAUAUAUUUUUUCCAUACCAAUAUAAAACUUAAAAAUCUUAUUCUGAUUUUGUUCCUAAUUUUUCAAUAUAGAGUUCUUACAGAAUUAUUGAAUUCAAUUUUUGAAAAAAAAAAACUUAAAACAAGAAAAUGUCUACCAUCUGAAAAAUCCUUUUUUGUCAAUUUCCUUAUCUUUUUACGGAACUCAACUGGAUGAUGAAAACUUUCAGCAUUUUGUUUGAAUGUAAUCUCCAAUAAAACAAAUCUAUCACUGAAAGAAAUCAUUACUUUUAUUUCUCUUUCUGUUAGUAGAGACUAUAAACCAAAAGUUUUCAAAUCAAUUUACUUUAUUUCUUACUCAAGUUGGCAUUCUAACGAAUACAAAGUAAAUCUUGAAACGCUGUGAAACCUAUAGAAUGUUAAAGUUCGACUACUUGCAUCCUUCCAAUAGUUUGGACGAGUUGAAUGAUAUCGAGCAAAAAAAAAACAACCUUUUCUAUCUCUAUGUGCCUUGUGUAUAAAACAGAAUUAACAUCUUUACUUUAAAAACACAACAGUGAAUCAUCAAAACCUACAUCCAAUAAGCAAAUCGAUCACCAAUCCAUAUACACUUGAAACAUUUGUACUAGGCUAAGUGAAAAACAAAAAAAAAACAGAAAACUGAAAAUUGAUAACACCAUUCCAAUUAUAACGUGGUAAGCUAUAGGUAAACUUUAAUCGAUGUUACAGUAAAUUAUCAUUAAACGAUUUCAAGUGUAAGUGGAAUUAAAGAAUAGAUCAACUCGAACUUCAUCUUCCGCAAAAUCUCAACCCUCACCGAUCGUCGUCACCAUCCACCGAAAUGUAUUUGAUCCAUCUUAUGGACGAACUGAUCCCUAAUCAUCUCAGAAACAAAUAAGCGUAUCUAAAAACAAAAAAAGAAGCUACACCAUCUCCAUACUCACCCAACGGAAACUGAUAUUUACAACAUGCAUUCUCGCGGCAUUCUACACCUUUGGGUUUCAUCACAAGGCAGCAGUAUUGACUUUUGAGACAAAUCUUUUACUUUAUAUCAUAUUGUGGCUACAGAAGGAAAGCCGAGAAAACCAGUAGAAAAAAAAAACAAAACAAAGUUGUAACCCGAAACAAAACUGUACAUUUCAAACUAAUAAAGAAAAACAGUAUCUAAUUGUGACUAACAAAUAAUGAAGAUAACAAACAAAAAAAACCCAACUAAUCAGUAUUAUUACACAUUAGCCGAUCAAGUUGGUAAAGUACUUUAGACGAUAGAAAACGUGUUAAUGGGAGAAGAAUACACACCCGUAUAACUCCCCCCGGAACUCCUUCUGAGUCAAAGGUUUGAAGCUAAAUGGCAGUAGUUGUAGAUUUGUAACAUAUUGGAAACACCGAAACGAGAAAUGGCGAGACAAGUUGGGAAUGGCAAAAGCCGAUUUGAAAACCUUUGAAUCUUCUAUUUAGUAAUCUUAUUUAGGUGUUGACUAGUGUUAUGCAGAGAAAAAAAAACUUGGAAACAGUAAACAAAAAAAAAAGGAAUCAGUAUUGUCAGUGGCAGUGACACGUGUGAAUCUAUUUCUUGGCUCUAUCUUUGACAACCAAUACACCAGAAAUUUGUGACAGAAGAAGUACGGUUUGAACGAUUUAAAAGAAAAAAAAGUAAAAACAAAUCAGAGGACAAAAGAAUCAUAACUUUCGAAAAACAUAUUUAUUGUUGAAUCAAAGCAAUCGAAAGAUUCCUUUUAAUUCAACCACGGUAAAUGAAAAGUUCAUAUACCAGUAUUUCGAUAGCAACUUACUACCUUCUUCAGUGAACGUUUUCGA
Molecule: messenger RNA, 9753 nt
Organism: Uranotaenia lowii
Lineage: Eukaryota; Metazoa; Arthropoda; Insecta; Diptera; Culicidae
Gene: Plc21C
Product: 1-phosphatidylinositol 4,5-bisphosphate phosphodiesterase classes I and II
Exons: 18
Coding region: 542-4981 (1479 amino acids)
Biological process (GO): phosphatidylinositol-mediated signaling; lipid metabolic process
Molecular function (GO): calcium ion binding; phosphatidylinositol-4,5-bisphosphate phospholipase C activity
Source: RefSeq, a predicted model, not a curated record